GCCCGGCGCCCGGGACUGGAGCGCGCCCCCAUGGAGGCGCCCGGGCUGGCCAAAGCGGCCGCGGCAGACCCUGACCCUCCAGAGAGCCUGGGGGAGACCCCCGACGGGGCGCCCGCGCAGGUGACGGGCUCCGACGCCCCCUCGCCCGAGGCGUCCGCCUAUCGGCUGCAGGACUUCGAGACGCUGGCCACCGUGGGCACAGGGACGUUCGGGCGGGUGCAGCUGGUCCGGCAGAAGACGGCCAAGUGCUUUUUCGCGCUGAAGGUCAUGAGCAUCCCGGACGUGAUCCGACUGAAGCAGGAGCAGCAUGUGCACAACGAGAAGUCGGUGCUGAAGGAAGUCAGCCACCCAUUCCUGGUUAAGCUGUUCUGGACGUGGCACGAUGACCGCUUCCUCUACAUGCUGAUGGAGUUCGUGCCCGGCGGCGAGCUGUUCAGCUACCUGCGGAACCGCGGCCGCUUCUCCAGCAACGCGGGGCUCUUCUACUCGGCGGAGAUCGUCUGCGCCAUCGAGUACCUGCACUCCAAGGAGAUCGUCUACCGGGACUUGAAGCCGGAGAACAUCCUGCUGGACAGGGACGGGCACGUCAAGCUCACCGACUUUGGGUUCGCCAAGAAGCUGGUGGACAAGACGUGGACUCUCUGCGGGACCCCCGAGUACCUGGCCCCGGAGGUCAUCCAGAGCAAGGGCCACGGGAGAGCCGUGGACUGGUGGGCACUGGGCAUCCUCAUAUUUGAGAUGCUCUCAGGGUUUCCUCCGUUUUUUGAUGACAACCCGUUUGGCAUCUAUCAGAAAAUUCUUGCCGGCAAAAUUGAUUUCCCCAGACACUUGGAUUUCAAUGUCAAAGACCUCAUUAAGAGACUUCUUGUGGUUGACAGGACAAGGCGGCUCGGGAACAUGAAGAACGGCGCUGACGACGUGAAGCGUCAUCGUUGGUUCCGGAUGGUGGACUGGGAAGCUGUCCCACAGAGAAAACUCAAGCCCCCGAUCGUGCCCAAAGUGUGUGGCGAAGGCGAUACCUCCAACUUCGAAGCGUACGCUGAGAAUGACUGGAACACAGGCCCUGCGGUGUCUCCCAAAGAUUUGGAAGUCUUCAAGAAUUUCUGAGGACGGCCGGCCUCAGCUGGAAGACACGGGAUGGCGUGAGCGUGCCUGUGAGAACGGGGUCCAGCUGCGCCGCCUCGGAGACACGCUGUGGAUGUGCCUGGGAUCAGACCCCGAUUGUACCCACCCCCGUAUCUAUGUAAAGGGAUUGGCAUGCACACUGGACAUUCACGGACCUCACGUUAUCGAAGCAACUGGAAGUCGACGGCACAGUAGGACGUCUGGGAAAAUCGUGCGGUUGUAGAUGCUACCUUGUCUUUCGUGCGGGUUCUUACUGUGAUGAUUACCUUGGUUUCCUCAGAGACUCAGCUUUCUAGGUUCGACCUGAGCGUGCUUGGUUAGAACCACAGGUUGUGUGUGCGUGCGUGCGUGUGUGUGUGUCAAAGACCGUAAGACAAAAACCGUGGAGACACUGUUCAGACUUGGCAGAGCCGAUGAUUUUUCGUUUCCCCGUUUCUUUGUCAAGAAACUGUUCUCUUGGGAGCGCAGCCUAAAAAGGAUGACGUGUGCAUUUGUUUAAUCAUGUCCUAUGCGUUUGGGAAGAAAAUGUCCUGGGACACCGCGUGCAACAUCUUGAACGCUUCCUAUCUGGUGACGGGAGGUCUUCAGACCAACAGAAAGGGAAAGGGACUUCGGGUUUGGAUUGUAGCCCAAGAAUAAUCUGUGACCAUGAUAGUUGUUCAGGCAAUGGAACACAGUCAAGAUAUCUUUUGGAUCCCCCCGUUUCACGUGGCAUACGGGGAAGGCUGCCUAUAAAAAUUCUGAAAUGUGCUCCCCCACAGCUACCAGGUGACUCAAUAUUGGCUCCAUUGCACGGAUCCCGUUCAGUCAGAGAUUUCCUCUUCCUUUUGGAUGGUCUAUGCGAUGUCAGCACUGGACGGAGGCAUAGGAACGUCACGUGUUCUGGCUCAGUUUCUUCUGUCCUUGUCCCGGUCACGUUGAGUGUGCCCCGCACACUGUGGUCCCGUACACCGGGCAGGUUCGCGUGAGGUCAGGUGGGUGGGAUGUCUUCUCUUCGGAGCUGAUUAUGAAGACACCGUGAAAGGCGCUCUGCCCACCUUGGCCCUCAGGGCCGACUCCGUGAAAGCUGGAGGUAGGGUGCCCGCCCUGCGCGUGCGGCUCGAUGCCGGCCUUCCCCCAAAGCCAGGGCACUGGUAGAAGUCCUCGAUGGCCGUGCUGUGCACAGUUUGUUUUCUUCUCUACUCUUCUGCUUCGCGAUUGUGGACGUGGCUGGGAAAACGCGAGCAAGCUGCCCAUGCGGCGUCGACGCGGAGGCAGCUGGGAAAACAGCAUAGCCCAAAUCACUGUGGAUCUGGUCCGAGGGCUCCGUGAUGACCGCCCCCAAGGAGAUGUGACACAGGUGCAUUUAGAGAGCAGCCUCUGGAGCCCUCAGACACUGCAAGGCAACACCUCCAAGACCUCUUCUCUCUCCUCCCCUCUUCCUCUCACGUUUUGUCCAGACAGGUCCUGCUCCUUAGGCAGGUGUGAUGGGGACAGUGUGCCCUGGGGGUGCGUUGGUGACCGUGGGGGUGGGGGAGGCGGAGGGGUGGAGGGUUGUGUGCUCUCUCAGGCUUGUGCAGCUCGGCUGUGUUCCUCAGUCGCCUGGCAGGUCUCUGCUGCCGAUAUUGUCUUCCAUCCUGUGCCCCGAAACGCGGGUGUUUCCAGAGCUCUCGCUACCUCUGUCUUCUGCCACACAUCUAGCGACGUGACGAACCACCUUUUCACAGAGGCAUGCAUCUUCUUGCAGUAGGAACAUGGCAAAGGGAACGCAUUCACCGAUCAGAGUUGGGCAGAUUCCCCUCACGCGUCAGAAGGCCGUGGCUGUGCCGGAAGGUGAGAGGAAGGUGGCUUGCACCUAUGACACCGUGAAAAGACAGGAAGAUUGAAGAGGCUCACCGUGCCCUCUUCUCAGACAUGACCUGUUCGUCAAAUAGAAGCCCACUCAGGAGGUGAGCGUUUGGUAAAACAGACUCUUUGCAGUGAGCCACUCAGUGAGCAAUUAUUGUCCACGUGUUCCUACGGAACUGUGUUUUCCGUCUGGACUUCUCAGCCCGCAUCCGCCGCACAUUUCGUGGAGCGUCAACAUCACCUGAACCUUCAGCAGUUUCUGCACCAUUUCAUCAUUAAAUGUUAAAUGAGAUCAGCAAGGGGAUUUUGUGCCCUGACAGGUGGACCUAGGAAGAAAAGCAUAUCUUCUAUCUUCUGACUAUAAAAUAAAUAACAAUGAUUAUUAUUAGAGUUACUUUGGAACCUUGUGCUUAAAAAAAUUUUUUAAAAAUAAAUGAAACAUCGCCCCUGAAUACAAUAAAAAAAUGUACAUAAGCACAUUUACCCAUAUGCAUAGUUUUAGGAUUAGUUCUUACUGUCCAGGAUUUAAUCCAUGACAUGCAAAUAGCAUCAGGGAAGCAUGGAAUGGCGAGCCUUCAUUUUAAACAAAUUUUGAACAAAUGUGCGAGAAGAACAGAUGUUUGAGUGCAUCGGUGACGUUGCUCUUUGAAAAUGUUGUCAUCAGCCGUCAGCCACGCAACGCAAAUGAGAAAUGCACAAAAAAUUCUAGAACUACCCGGGGCUGUUGAAACGCCCUUGGAGAGUCCCACCCAUUUGAGGUGUCACACGUGUGUCGCGUGUGACGUGUCCAUGGAGAGGUGUGAAUCAAACUGUGUGACCAUUAACAUAUGGAUUUAAUCAGACGGAGCUCUAAACGCAUGGGACAGUCAAUGUAAAUAAUUAGAAAAGAGUUCACUCAGUGGGUUCAUUCUGAAAUUUCCAUUUCUAUGAUCGUAUAUAAUCAGUGUGCGAAGUCUUGAAGCAAAUUCAUGGAAGGAAUCACAAAAUUCAGCUCAGGAAAAGUGAUAGAUUUGUUUUAUGCUAAUUUAUGACAUGGCAGUAUUCACUUAUGCAAAAGUACUGUUAACCCUCUUUAGGAUUUGGCAAUGACCCAAGAAGUAGUAUAUAGAGCUGGGUCUUGAGAUUUUCUUACUGGGACUGCACCUCACCUGCUUUCACUGGCCCCUGCGAGGCUAAAAAGGAAAUAAAAUCACAACGGACUACACAGCAUAGCCUACCUUUGGCCUGGCCGACUUCUAAUCCCUUCCCCGCAGAAGUGGGAGGCCUGCUCAGCAUAAAGUACCUGUUGCCCGAAAUGGGCACAGCUCGGUUGCGGCUGACAACGUGGCGGAACACGCAAACAGGGAAACAAAGUUCCAGCCACAAGAUACCGCGUGUCCACUUCCCGCCGUCGGUGCCCGGAACCCAUUGCACGAAGUGUUUAGGACGUCUCGUUGCAUUCUACACAUCUCAACGUACAGACCGCCUUGGCCCCGCUGGCAGCGUCACCUGCCGUGGUACACGUGUGCGUGGCGUGCAGAGCACUUCCCAUGUUCACGCUCAGCUGCGUUGCCUCCAGCUGUUGGACCGUCGGAAUAGGGACUGCGUGGCCAAUGCUGUUCCUUAAACAUCCCGACACUCCUCGCUGCACUUCUGUGUCUGACAAGUGAGUUCCACGUAAGGGGGUGCCGUCCACAUACUGCAAACAAAGGGAAGAGCACACGAACCGUUGUGUGAGGAAUGGGUUUGGACAGUGUGUUUAGCGUGUGUACGUUUGCGUGUGUGAGCUGGUGGAGGUGGCGUGGGUGGGCCUGUUUCCACCAAUCCAACGAUUUUCGUACCGAGCUGGCUUGGCAGACCCCGUGGGCUUGCCUCCCAAGGAACAAGUCCUUCCUAAACAGCAACAUGCCCUGUAACGGUUUUCUCUAAAUUACUGCCUUUUAAGUUGCUCCAUUUUGCUUUCAGGGGAUCUCUCACGGUGCGCACGUGUGUUAUUUAAGUAAAAGUCAUUACAUGUGUGUGGUAGUGCACGGGAUUUGAAGCCAUUCGACCCACAGGCAAGCUGUGCCUGUCCUUUGCGGCUUUCUGUUUUCUCGCACUGUGCCGUGGGCCACCUGGCUGGGUUGCCCGCGUGCUGGCGGGGCUAUGGGACUGCCAGAGGGGGCCGCAGACAAGAGAUGGAGUGCCUUCGUUCCGCGUGGCGCACCCCGGCGGCCCACCUCUGGGACCCCCACCAGGCUGGCCCAGCUUCUCAUGCCGGGGGCGCAGAGUAACCAUUUCUAACCCCAUCAGUUCCUUGCACAAUGAAAAUCACUGUGAUUUGUAUAUAUGCCCAAGGAAAAUUUUACUGCUGUCUAAUU
This is a messenger RNA of Pteronotus mesoamericanus, 5291 nucleotides long. It is a transcript of the gene PRKX, whose product is annotated as protein kinase cAMP-dependent X-linked catalytic subunit. Gene Ontology annotation, molecular function: ATP binding; cAMP-dependent protein kinase activity. Gene Ontology annotation, biological process: peptidyl-serine phosphorylation; signal transduction. Bases 31 to 1107 code for a protein of 358 amino acids. NCBI's taxonomy places the organism in Eukaryota, Metazoa, Chordata, Mammalia, Chiroptera, Mormoopidae. The record is from RefSeq and is a predicted model, not a curated record. The transcript has 9 exons. Gene Ontology annotation, cellular component: cytosol; cAMP-dependent protein kinase complex.